This is a messenger RNA of Symbiodinium pilosum, 2040 nucleotides long. Lineage: Eukaryota; Dinophyceae; Suessiales; Symbiodiniaceae. The record is from the annotation of a GenBank genome assembly.
AUGGCCGCCCCAGAAAGGGUGCGGACCUACGUCGAGCCGACGACUACAGUUCCGCUCGUGCCGGCGUCGUCACGGUCGGACUCCCCAAGCAGCUAUGUGGCCACGCAUGCCACUCUCACGCAGCCGGCCACACGUGUUACUGCACCUCUGCCUGCCACAGUGACAGCUUCAGUCGUUUCUCCUGGAAGGGCAGGGUACUAUGGAGACACAAGCUACAUAUCGCCAGCUUUGCGAUCUUGGGUAGAGUGUCUGGUGGAUAACCGGGUGGAUCAAGCCAUGAGGCUGCUACAGGACGGGGAGAUUGGGCAGUUUCUUGAGCAGGCGCGACAGGAGACCCAUCUGGCUUCACAGAAUGCCAGCCGAGGCAUCCAGCAAGCGGAUGAGGCACGGCGAAAGCUUGAGAGCCAAGUCCGUGGUCUUGCAGAAGGCCAAUCCAGGCUUUUGGCAAUUGUGGAAAACCUAUCCGGGGAUACAGACCGCCAGUUUUCUUCCAGCAGCCAGGCCAAGGCUGAAGCCUUGGCGACUGUAGAGCGGGUUGUCUCGACAGUUAACGAGCUGAGAUUGACUGUUGAACAAGAUGGAGAUGUUGUCGCCAACCGACUUAGGGAGCAUGGCCUUGCCAUCGACGACAUUCGCAGAUCUGUGGCAGAGGACUUUGCGCGCCUGCGCGCCGCAUGGUCAGAGCUGCAGAAGCAGUCAGCCGAUGCUAUCUCCCGGCAGCGCCAAAGUGGAGAUGACAUUGCGGCGACAGCUGCAUCAGUGGAUGCGACACGCCAUGAGCUGGCUGAGCUUGCACGACUUGUCCAGAGUCUUGACAGGAAGCUUUCCAGCUGGAAGAGCGAGGUUAAAGUCGAGGUACUUGAGGAAGUGUCAGCGUCAUCUGCAAUAAACGAGGCAGAUAAACUGAAACUGGACUCAUUACAUCGAGAACUCGCACAGAUGGCCUCGGCCCGGAUUGACCUCGAGUCCCAGAUCGAACGGCUUAAGGUUGAAAUGGCAACCCUGGCCAAGCCAGAGCUGGAGAGUCGUGUCCGAGACAUGCAGCACACGCUGUCAAGGCGGCUGGAUGACGUGGAAUCAUCCUGCGAGCACCUGCGUUCAGAGAUGUCUGCAGCCAUGGGCACACGGGUAGAAAAUUUGGAUGCCCGUCUACAAGAGGCCCACCAGGGCUUAUCUCGUCGCUUCGAUGCGCUUCAAGUUGCUGCUGCUGAAGAUGUGGAGUCAGCUCGACUCGAGAUCAAAAAGCUCUCUACGCUUGUGAAGCGCGUUGAGGAUAAACAGGCAUCACUCCUAGAAGAAGUAUCUGGUGAAGUUCGUGCAUCUGCAGUUGCCUUACGAGAUGAAGGAGCUUCCAGCAGUUCGGAAUUGUCGAGAAAGCUGGCAGACAUGGGAAGUCGGCUUGACCAAAUGGAAGUUGAGCAAACGUCUGCCCGUGCUACCCGCGAAAUGUUCGAGUAUAGAAUGCGUGAUGCCACGACCGAGACCAAGCAGAGCGUUGAUGUUCUGCAGAGUGAACUGAAUGGCUUGAGCCAAAAGCUUAGCUCAGAAGUGACAGAGUGGAGAGAGCGUCUCCGCGAAGAGCUGCUUGCAAGCCAGCGCAAGCUGACGGGGGAAGUGCGAGAAGCCCGAUCCUUGUUCAAAGAAGAGCAGAAUGCAAUAGCUGCGCUCGAUGAACAGCUCUGGCUCACAGAUCAGCGCCUUGGGCAGCGGAUUGAUGAAAUCCUGCAAGCGACGCAACGAGGAAACCGCUUGGCGGCUGCCAUGGCAGACGAGGCGGUUGCAAGUCAGGCCAUGGCCAGGGCGGAACCUGUUGCCAUGGAAGCUGCUGCGGAGGCUUUUGCAGCAAAUGCGUCGCCCACCGACGGGGACUAUGUGGAAGCGCCAAUAGGCCAUGCACGCGGGUCUUUGGCCAUGGCACGUCAGGCAGAUUCUCUGCAGUGCCUCUUUCUCUGGUUAAGGACAUCCAGAUGUGUUUUUGGGGGCUUCGCGUGUUUUGAUGCUGACAGGCAGCCGAAACUCUGGCAACUCGGGGCAGCCUGA